Molecule: messenger RNA, 1212 nt
Organism: Petromyzon marinus (sea lamprey)
Lineage: Eukaryota; Metazoa; Chordata; Hyperoartia; Petromyzontiformes; Petromyzontidae
Product: stannin-like
Cellular component (GO): mitochondrial outer membrane
Source: RefSeq, a predicted model, not a curated record
GGCCACGGACAGCAAGGGGCGGGGCAGGGGCGGGGGGCGGAGAGAACGCAGCGCAGCAGUCGGAGCCGGCGGCUCCAUCCAGCACGGAGCGCGUCAACAAUCAGAACUACGACCACGGUCAGUCGACCGCGACUACCACCACCACCACCACCUUGGUUCUCUCCAGCACGGCUCGUGCGCAGCGAGGAUUAACGCAGAGGGGCUCGGCACUGACGGAGGAGAAGCCAGAAGUAAUCAUCCAAACACAAUGACCUUGUGCCAUUCCUCUAUUCCUCGACUCCAUCACAGUAAACACAUAUUUAAAUUUUAGACUUCAUCGCGCAAAACAUCAGCAAACAAAAACCAAACGAUGCUGAUAAUGGACUUAGCGAAGACUGCCAUGCGUAAAUAAAAGACGUGGAGAACUACAACAGACAACUACCAAGGAAUCGGUCGGUAGUUUUCCUGAAAAAAAAACAGAGGGACAGCGUCUGGCGCAAUACAGUCGGGCGCACAGCCUCAACUGGCUAACAUCCUCUUCAAUCUCCCUCACCACUCACUCUCCUCACUAGCCCACGCCACCUGCGAACCCUGACGCGAUGCUGCCCAUGGACCACAGUCCCACGACUGGCGUGGUGACGGUCAUUGUCAUCCUGAUAGCCAUCGCUGCUCUCGGCGCGCUCAUCUGCGGCUGCUGGUGCUACCUGCGCCUGCAGCGAGCAUCGUGUCCCUCCGAGGACCAGGAGAGCAUGGUGGUGGAGCCGGGCCGGUACGAGGGAGGCCUCAACGCCGGCGGUGUUGGGGGAGGACUGGGCAAAGGCAGCAGCCGGGAGCCUUUCCUCAUGGUGCAAAUGCCGGCCAAGGGGCCGUGUCCGGAGCGCCAGGCCAUCCUCAUCUCCGACCAGACAGGUGGUGGCGGCUAGACAACACCGUUUUACGAUGGUGGCCCAAAACGACCGUUACAACUACCACUUUGGAAACGUGCCGACGCCUAAAGUAAAAACGACCAAACCAACCGUUUAUUAUAAGUUAGCAUAUCCAGUCCCCACCAUGCUGUCGUACACACUGUAGAAUCUCUUUGCAGAAUUUACAAACCCGUAAUGCUUCGACAACCACAUUCAAAUGACAGAAGAGGAAACUUUAAGUCCAUCUAUAUUUAAAAUCGGAAGCUACAAGACAUCUAGCACAAAUACCGAUCAGAGCUCAAUAGACAGUCUAUAUCACCAUAAUGAU